Trachemys scripta elegans is the source of this 1096-nucleotide messenger RNA. Its product is annotated as C-type lectin domain family 2 member B-like. The record is from RefSeq and is a predicted model, not a curated record. Lineage: Eukaryota; Metazoa; Chordata; Testudines; Emydidae. Bases 340 to 936 code for a protein of 198 amino acids. The transcript is spliced from 6 exons.
CGGGUGAAUCACAGAUCAGAAACGACCAAGGGUUUAAAGGGAGAAGCGGCAGCAGAAGCUGGGGCCAGUCUGUCUCAGGCGGGCGAGCAGACGGGAGCCAGGCGGGGCGAGUGACAGCCCCACACAACGGGCCCGAUCCGGCCGGGGGCAUCUGCAGUUACUUUGAACCUCCAGAAGCGGAGCCGCCCCUGGAUCCAUGACUAGGCCGGGGGGGCCCCCACGGACCGACCCCCCCCCCGUCCGGCUCUGACUGGGGAGGUCUUCAAAUGAUGGCAGUUCCUAUUCUAAACACAGCUGCAGCCUGAGAGAGAGCUGAGCAGAGCCCAGUGUUCAUAGACCAUGCAUCUCACUCAGAGAAGAGAGCCUGAGAAUUCUGCUGAGGACCUUCUUAAUAACAAUAGGGAUCGAGAGAGGGCAGGAAAUCCAGGUGGCCAGCGUUGGACCAAGCCCUGGAAACGUUGUACACGUAAAUUCCUAUGUAUCCUCUUGACCAUUGCUGGCAUCGGCAUCGUGGCUUUGUCAGGGGUAGUACUGAAACUUGGUUUUGAUCCUCCACGCUCCCCUGCUGUCCCUUGGUGCCCUGACGGCUGGGUCGGGUACCUGGGGAAAUGUUACUAUUUCUCAGAGGCCGAAGGAAACUGGACCUUCAGCCAGAGCAACUGCUCCUCCUUCGGCGCCUCCCUGGCUACGAUCGACACCCUGCCUGAAAAGGCUUUCAUGCUGCGCUAUAAAGGCCUUUCCGAGCACUGGAUCGGCCUGCGGAGGGAAGAGGGCGAGCCAUGGAAAUGGGUGAAUGGUGCAGAAUUCAACAACCUGUUUGAAAUCCGAGCCCACGGCAACUGUGCCUAUCUGAACGACAAGGCUGUCGGCUCCUCGUGGUGCCACACGCUGCGCAACUGGAUCUGCGCCCAACGUGAUGCGCACACGAAGGGCUAGGGAAAAGCCGACGGGCCGCGGCGCGCGGUGCCUGAUGUGCGUGGGACUGGUCAGGCCAGGCUUGUCGGACUUGCGAUCUGCUUUUGCUGCUGCGCUAUCCGCAUAUAUUGCAACGGAAGGAGCCCAGUCAUUGCCGCGGUCAUCUGCGCUGCUGUAACGU